AACAAUUAACUUGUCAAAAUAUCAAGCGACCAUAAUAAUUGCUGUUCCAAAAAUGUUUCAAAGGAACAAUAACAAUUUUAAAAAUAAAUUUAAGCGAGAAAUACAAGAUCGUUCAAAAUCGUGGGGUAAAACGAAGUUUAAGCCCAAGCCAUUUGUCCGCACAACAUCUGCACCAGCACCAGUGCCAGAAACGGCGAAACCAUGGCAACAUGUGAAGAAUGACAUUCUCGAUGACGAGGAGGAACUGCGUAGCUCGGAUCGCUUUAAUAUGGACAGCCAGCAAGCUAAGGAUAUACUGAAGCAACGAGAGCAGAAUCACAGGCGCAACAUAAUCGAAGCAAAGCGCAAUGAAAAGACCACAUGGGAAUCAUUCGAUGAUGGUGAUAAUGCUGCUCCUUCUGCGUCGUCCAAACCCAAAGCGAAUAAAGACGAUGGAAAAUCGGAGCCUUUUAGCGUGGUAAAAACCAAAAAUCCUGAGCAUCUGAAUCCAUGGGAACGUAAUUUCGUACGUAAAAAAUUAACAAAAAUGGUGGGUCGUAAAUAUAAAAGUACAAAUUUGCAAGAUAUUAUAACGGACAUGAAAAAAAACAAUCUCGUGAAACCACAAAAUUUCAAAAAGUUUCGAGAUGAGAAAAAGAAUUAACAAAAACCAUUUUGUGUGUUUGGGAAAAAUCAGAAAUGUAUACACAACACAUAAGUACUACACACUUUAAUGUAAAUCAUCUUAGAAAUAGGAGAAUAUGUGAAUGGAUUUGCAAAAUAAAUAUGUAAACUAAACAGUAUGAGACGACAAUUGAUUCGGCUGCUUCAUUUGAGGCUCAACCAUUCGCAUUUGCCAGUUUGGCAAUUAGCUGAUUGAAUUUACUGUUGGAUGUGACGCUCUUUUUGGAAUUGCGCGCCUGCUCUGGCGCAUGUUGAAGAAAAUAAAUGACAAUAAAUUC
Molecule: messenger RNA, 941 nt
Organism: Drosophila innubila
Lineage: Eukaryota; Metazoa; Arthropoda; Insecta; Diptera; Drosophilidae
Exons: 1
Coding region: 53-643 (196 amino acids)
Source: RefSeq, a predicted model, not a curated record